AUGGAUACUCUACGCCGGCGGAUUCCAGGCGGACAAUAUGUCCGCAUCAAGGAACUGUGCAUCGUGUCUCGUCUCAUCAAGAGGCUCAUCGCACUGAAGAGAUACUACCCACAGUGGUAUGGAGGCGAAUGCAAAAAGCAAGCCUUGUCUGUUUUUCUUGGGUUUAUAUCGGUCACUGAGGGUUACCAGGACCCUCUUAUCCCUCUCGCCGAGAGGGACGGGGUUAUCACCGCGACCCAGAACCGUUGCUACCUCGUCGGGCGAAUGAGCAAACAUGACGUCAUGACAGCAAUGUUCGUUCAAGACCUCCUCAAACACGUUGCUCAUUACAUUGUGGUAGUCUACGGGACCGGUGGAGAUAGAUUCAAAUCUCCAAAAGUCACUCACCAAACAGACGUGCUAGGCGACAAUCUUUGGAUCAAUCGCAGCCGGUCGGCGGACACACAUGCCCGUCUGGAAGAGACUGAUUCGUGCAAUCCUACCAAGAACGCAACCGUUAAGGACUACGCCGAGAUCUUGAUCAUAGACAGACAUCCAGGGCGCAUAUUUAGCCUAUACAGCCUUGUUAGCGAUGCCUUAAUGAUGCUUACCAAUGACCCGACCGAAGAAGAGAUCAUGAGAAGCGCCAUUCGCAAAACAAUACCCGAAGACGAACUAAGACAGUGGAUGGAUGCCUGCUCGUUGGAUGGUGCAUCCAUCGAAGACAGACACGUUGGCAACAUUCACUAUGAGGGAACCCGACUCCGAGCAUGGGACGUGCAGCAGAAACAGCCAGACCUAAUCCGCUGUUCGCUAAAUAUCAAACCCUCACUCCGAGACCGCCGGCUGAUAUGCAAGAUCCUGGAUCAAAUGGAAGCCAGCGGAGUAAUCAGCCAACUCAAAGAACCACACAAGACCUACUGUAGACCAACUCUUUUGCACGGCACAGACGGCCUGGAAGACCUCUACUUCCACUAUGACUUCGGUCCAAUUGACGAAAAUGCACUUGCACUGGGGCCGCUGGGCACUUCUCCAGCACCCGACUCACUAAGCCGAUUCACUCACGCGUUUCAGGCAGCCCACCCAGACGGGGUUUUUGCCAAAGGAAGGGUGAACGUUCACUACUGCGCGUGGCCAAUUCCUGCAGUGCUCCCUAGUGCGUGGGGUGAUCCUACCUUCUGCACCAGCGAAGGGUACCUGUAUCGCUGGAAUGUCCACCCGUUCGACUUUCCGUUGUCCCAGCGCGCGUGGCAGAGUUAUGUUGAUCAUACGAUAAACAAGAGAUUCCCGUUUGCGCAGUGUGUGGGGACAACGUUAGUUGUGGCUGCUACCAGUUCGGCAGAUGCAGGCAAGAACCUUACGUUGCUGAUUGAGGCGACAAAGCAGAAGGGGUGGAGAUUGACUGUUCUACAUACAUCAAGCUGGGCAGGGGAUAUUGACAGUUUGGCAUUGUGA
Molecule: messenger RNA, 1434 nt
Organism: Aspergillus udagawae
Lineage: Eukaryota; Fungi; Ascomycota; Eurotiomycetes; Eurotiales; Aspergillaceae
Exons: 3
Coding region: 1-1434 (477 amino acids)
Source: RefSeq, a predicted model, not a curated record